Molecule: messenger RNA, 991 nt
Organism: Kickxella alabastrina
Lineage: Eukaryota; Fungi; Kickxellomycota; Kickxellomycetes; Kickxellales; Kickxellaceae
Exons: 2
Coding region: 116-907 (263 amino acids)
Cellular component (GO): cytoplasm
Molecular function (GO): oxidoreductase activity, acting on the CH-OH group of donors, NAD or NADP as acceptor
Source: RefSeq, a predicted model, not a curated record
AUACAAGGAUAGCACCGCCCUGUAUUUACUGCUGCCCGAAUACGAGUAAAAUCUGUUUUUACAACAAAAUCUCAAAUCUGUACUUUUAACGCACAAUCAUAGUCAAGAAUAAGCCAUGCAUAUUUCAGACAAAGUCGCCAUUAUCACCGGCUCAGCUCGCGGCUUUGGCAAACGGCUGGCUGAGGUCAUUGUCUCCAAGGGCGGGCGGGUAGUCCUGGGCGACAUCCUUGAAAAGGGCUAUGACAUAGCCAGUGAGCUCAACGCCAAGAGCGGCAAGAUGGUUGCUGUCUUUCAACGCUGUGACGUCACCAAGUUUAGCGACCUGCAGGCGCUCGUCUCCCGGGCAACGCAGGAGUUUGGCGGCCUAGAUAUCAUGGUGAAUAACGCAGGCAUCGGUGGGACUAUUCCGUGGUACGACUCGGAUGGCGAUUCUCUGGCGCGCACCAUCGACAUCAACUUGAAGGCGCCCCUGGAAGGAACACGGCUGGCCGUGCGCUAUUUCAUCGACAGCAACCGUCCCGGCUGCGUUGUUAACGUGGCCUCGAUGAUGGCUUUUUUCCCGACCGAAUUCGGCCCUAUCUAUGGCGCAACAAAAAGCGGUAUUGUCAAUUUCACGGCAUCAUGCUCUACACUGUCGCUGCUGGAGCAUCCCAUCAGAGUCAAUGCUGUGGCUCCGAACUUUGCUGACACUGCGAUGGUGCGCGACUCUCUAUCAAAGAGCAACAACGAGCUGCUCAGCAUGAAUGGCAUUUUGACUGUGGACGAGGUUGUUGAUCAGAUGAUCAGGUGUAUAGAGGACGAGGCAUUGAUCGGCGAUUCGAUCAAGCUGCUGGCUGGGAGACCGCCGAUUGUGCACAAGGGCCGCAAGGCUAUUUCUACGGGUGUGAUAGCUCAGGCCAAGCUCUAAUUUUAUGUUUUAUUUUGCUGUGCUUGUCGCCAAAGAGAGCACAACGCACGCUAGACUCCCAAUUGCAUAAACACAACAUAUAGA